GUAGUGAAAAUGUUGAUAGCUAGUGUUAUAAUAUAUUUUCUGAGUUAUUCGCCACAUCAAAUCUUACUGUUUUAUAAUACAUUUUCUUCACAGCCUUUCCACGACUCGUGGUUAUUUGUGGUGAUAACGACUACUCUUGCCUACAUCAAUUCAGCAGCCAAUCCUAUACUCUAUUGUGUUUUUAGUGAAAAUUUUCGUUUGAAAUUCAGGAAAUUAUUGCAUUGU
This is a messenger RNA of Lottia gigantea (owl limpet), 225 nucleotides long. RefSeq lists its product as hypothetical. The record is from RefSeq and is a predicted model, not a curated record. The transcript has a single exon. Gene Ontology annotation, biological process: G protein-coupled receptor signaling pathway. The annotation marks the transcript as partial. Lineage: Eukaryota; Metazoa; Mollusca; Gastropoda; Lottiidae. Gene Ontology annotation, molecular function: thyrotropin-releasing hormone receptor activity. Gene Ontology annotation, cellular component: membrane.